GUAUAAAACGAGUGCAUUUUCAGAUUGAAUUACAGUUUGUGUCGAGAGUAGUUCAGAAGUAGUUCAAUAGCCAAUUUACAGUGGAGUAUAGUCAUCCUACUUAACAAAAGAAAAUGAAAAUACAAAUUGUGUUGUUGGCGGUUGCCGUUUCGGGGUAUUGGGCUGCUCCAACUACUGAUGAUGAAUCUAAGAAUAGAGAAAAAAGGCAAUUACCAUGCCUUGAAGCAGUAGUUCGUCAAGUGCCUGGACAUUAUAUUGAAUAUUUUGAGGUAUCUGCUCCAACCGCUCCAAACGUUCACGUACCGUCAGUACCAAUGUAUGAUACACCAUCUGUUCCGAUGUAUCACGUACCAUCUGUACCGAUGUAUGAAGUACCAUCUGUGCCAAUGUAUGAAGUACCGUCUGUGCCAAUGUAUGAAGUACCGUCUGUGCCAAUGUAUGAAGUACCGUCUGUGCCAAUGUAUGAAGUACCAUCUAUGCCUGUGUAUGAAGUACCAUCUAUGCCGGUGUAUGAAGUACCAUCUAUGCCAAUGUACGAAAUACCAUCCAUGCCAAUGUACGAAAUACCUGCUGCGCCUUACUUUGACAUGCCAUCGAUGCCAAUGAUUGACAUUCCGGUAGCGCCUAUGAUUAACAUACCUGAAAUGCCAAUGAUAGAUACGCCAGAAAUGCCAAUGAUUAAUAUACCAGAAACGCCAAUGAUUGAUAUACCGGAUUCACCAAUGAUCAGUGCACCAACUAUGCCUAUGAUUGAAGCACCGAACAUGCCAAUCAUUGAAGCGCCAUUAACACCAGAAAUUGCAGUUCCCGCAACACCAGAAAUUGUAGCACCGGAAAUACCAAAAAUUACAGCUCCGGAAACACCAGAAAUUACAGCUCCGACAACACCCGAUAUUGUAGCUCCUUCAACACCAGAAAUUGCAGCUCCGGCAACACCAGAAAUCUUAGCUCCGGCAUCACCAGAAAUCGUAGCUCCGGCAUCACCAGAAAUCGUAGCUCCGGCAUCACCAAAAAUCGUCUCACCAGUAACACCAUUUAUCGAAGCACCAUACUCUCCUCAUAUCACGUAUCCCUCACCAGUUUACAUUGACGAAAUGAUGUACCCACAACAUGUCUAUAUUGAUGAAAUCGACUUGCCACUGUAUCAUGGUUCGAACUACAAUAGCCAAAGUGAUAUUUACCAACUUGGUGCACACAACUCAAAUACUCAAGCUGGUAUUUUACAAGCUCGAAGACAAAAUUCGAAUGUUCAAUCAGGAAUAUCGCAAAGUGGCUGGGGGAAUUCAAACAGUCAACGAGGCGUUGGCCAGUGGGGACGUCGGCAAAAUUCAAACGUUCAGGAAGCAGUAUCGCAGAGUGGUUGGGGAAAUUCCAAUAGUCAACGAGGUGUUGGCCAAUUGGAUCGUAGACAAAAUUCAAAUGUUCAAUCAGGAGUAUCCCAAAAUGGCUGGGGAAAUAUGAACAGCCAAGGUCACGUUGGCCAAUUGGGUCGCCGACAAAAUAAAAAUACGCAAAACAGCGUUGGACAAUCGGGAUGGGGUAACACUAACAGUCAAGGACGUAUUGGUCAAUAUGGAAAGUAGUGUUGUGCUAUGAAGUGUCGAUCUAUAUUUUCAACUAUGUGUACAUAUAACAAACGGAAGAUCCAAUAAAGCGUCAGUUAAAAUCACAAA
Bradysia coprophila is the source of this 1673-nucleotide messenger RNA. RefSeq lists its product as uncharacterized. The record is from RefSeq and is a predicted model, not a curated record. NCBI's taxonomy places the organism in Eukaryota, Metazoa, Arthropoda, Insecta, Diptera, Sciaridae.